AUGGCCUUUUGCCGGUUAGAUUCACCAUAUCUGAGCUACCGAUUGCCUCGUUCAACAAUUCGAGCUGAACGCUUGCCCAACUGGUAUUUGAAACGGCGUGUUUGGGGCAUGCGUAUUGGACUUCCAUGCAUUGAGGCGCUGCAAGGUGGAUCCUGCCGGGCUUGGCUCCUGACGGUGCUGCUGAGUGCGUUUAUGUUGCAACUGCUGAGGGGCGUCGGACUGAGGGCGUUCUCCAUGGCUUCUGAGACAUACAUAUCGGGGGCGCACUCGGCCGCCUUUGUCACCUGCCCCAACGACACGGUGGCCAAAGACUUGGCCAGAGGCAUCGUGCAGCAGAAGCUGGCCGCCUGUGUCAACAUUGUGCCCGCCAUCACGUCAGUGUAUGAAUGGCAGGGGGCUGUCCAGGAGGACAGUGAGGUUCUGCUGAUGAUCAAGACCAGAAGCUCCAAGGUCCCCGCUCUAACCGAUUACGUCCGUAAGAACCACCCGUACGAGGUGGCCGAAGUCAUCAGCCUGCCCAUCGACCAGGGCAACCCGCCCUACCUCAAGUGGAUCUCCGACGUCGUGCCUGAAUGAGGUGACCCGGUAGUCACGGACGGGUGACUAUUAUGCUAAUUACUUAAACGCAACAAAACAGUUUCAAGUUAAGUUCGCUUUAGUCAAUGUGUGGGGAAUUUACAUGUCGGUCCCUCGGGGGCGUCGUCGGUCCUUCCUUUCAAAUUUGAUUUUUUUUUUUUUUUACAAAUAAAUAUGGUAACAUAAAAUGGUGGCUAGAUAUAUAUUUAUUUACAUCUAUUUUAAUAUACAAAAAACUAAACAUUUGAUCAACAUUAAGCAUACAUGGAAAAACAACUAACUAUCAUGUGGCCCGUGACAACAAUGAGUUUGACCCCUCUGGACUAGAGUGACGCUAGAAUCCCAUCACCAAAGCAACCCCCGAGUGGCUGCGAGCGAUGUAGUGAUGGAGCAACUUGAUUGGACGCUUGGCAUGUUGUGAAAAUACUGUGAAAACAGAGGAAAGAAUGCAAUAAAUUUCAAUGAUUA
This is a messenger RNA of Phyllopteryx taeniolatus (common seadragon), 1044 nucleotides long. RefSeq names its product protein CutA homolog. Gene Ontology annotation, molecular function: copper ion binding. Gene Ontology annotation, biological process: response to metal ion. The coding region runs from base 1 to 576 and encodes 191 amino acids. The transcript is spliced from 8 exons. The record is from RefSeq and is a predicted model, not a curated record. Lineage: Eukaryota; Metazoa; Chordata; Actinopteri; Syngnathiformes; Syngnathidae.